CUUGUUCUUACAGCAAGUCAUGGAGUUCUACAAAUACAUCAGACACAUUGCUCUGCAGCUUCUUGGUCCCGAGUGUCUGAAGGGGAGAUUUAUGAACGAAAUCAAUAUAGCGACACACGAGCAUCUCAAAACACACUCCUCUCAGGACGUCUUAGAAGUGAAGGAUACUGCUGCAAGAGUAUAACGAACCCUGACUUGGUCAAGAAGCAACCAAGAUCCGACACAACUUCUCUGUUUUUAAUUUUAUUUUAUAAUAUGGUUGUUUCUUUCUGUUCGAUUGCAGUUGAUAUUGGGACAGUGAUCAUUAGUGACAUCAAUGAUGAGACUAAGAGAAAGCUUAUACUCAACUUGACAACUAUCAGUUUCGAGGUUAUCAAGAGGUCUCCUUUUAGCCCUUCUUCUUGGAAGUUGUUGCGACAAUUACCUAACCCUAGAUACUAAGCGGCGAGUGACGAGUCCAACAACACAAUAAAUAGAAUAUCUUUAUUAUCUCAUUACAACACUUAACUCUUUUUAUCUUUGACAAAAAAAAAAAAUGAAAGGAAUAACAAAGCUUUUCGUCUCCCGCUCUCUCAAAAGUCACAUGGCCAAGAAGAACAAGAAGCGUUCACAACCGGAGAACAAGCUUUCCAAACCUAAGAGCAAGCGUCUCAAACCGGAGGAAGAUCCAUCGACGGUGAAGAGGUGUCUGUUGGAAGAACCACCGACGAAGAAGAGGAGUCCUCCGUUGGAAAAUCCACUGACGACAGAAUCUUCAGGCGACGACGAGGAAAUGGCGACGGAGGAAGAAGGACAUGAGUCAGGCUCUUCGUCUGAGGAAGAAGGUAAGGAGGCAGGUUCUUCGUCUGAGGAAGAAGAGCAAAAAGAUCCUGGUAAGAAUUAUCCUCCUACCAAAAAGAAUUAUUUUCAAAGGAAGUGGAGUGAAGAUGAUGAGAUCGUCUUGCUGCAAGGCAUGAUCGAUUUCAAGAAUGAUAAAGGGAAGAGUCCUUAUGAUGAUAUGACUGCUUUUAUUGAUACGGUGAAGAACAUCAUUAGCUUUCAAGCGAAUCAGAGUCAAUUCACUACCAAGAUCCGUCGCUUAAAGGACAAGUAUCUCCGAAAGAGGAACAAGGGUGCAGAUGAGAAAUCUUUUGCAAAGGCUCACGACCUGAAAUGUUUUCAACUUUCCAAAUUGAUUUGGGAAUCUACUAAGGUGAAGGAGGAGUCUUUGAAACCCAAUGAAGAAAAGGUAUUAGAUUGGUUCGUAAAUUCUUCUCUUGUAGGAUCAAUUGCGAGCUUUGGGGUGGCUGAAGAUGUCGUGAAACAGAGAUGGAGCAUGGUAUCGAUGAAGAUGAAGAAGGAGCUCGAAGAGAAGUUCAAGUUGCUCAAAGAAAAAGAAUCUGAAUAUUUGUGGCUAAAGACAAGGUUUUUCCAUGAGGUUAACUCUUUGAUCGCUGAAGGAAAUUAGACAAGUAUCGAUUUAGAAGAGGUGUAGUGUUUUCAUUUCCAAUCCUUGUUAUGACUCUGGUUUUUUUCUAUUUGUUUUUUUUUUUUUUUUGGGUUUUUGAUUUUUGGAUUUUGUUGCUAAAAACACAAUGGAAGAACGGCAGAUUAAGUUUAAAUGCAUCCAACUCCUAAACCUAAAAAGCUAGGUUUCUCCAAAACUAAAUUACAAAAGAGGUUUAUAACUUUUUAGUUGGUAAACUAAGUGUGAAAUACUAUAGAAAUUUAGUUUACAACGUACUGUAAACUAAUAAUAAAAAAACGUCCAGUACUAAAUUAAUAAUCUAUAACUACAUAAAACACCAACUAUUGAACACAAUUAAGAACAUAAACAUGAAACAUUUUUAAAAGUUUCAAAACAAAAACCUGCAUUAUAACGAAGUAGAGGUAAAAUAUUUUACGAAAAUUAAAUAAAGAAUCUUAUAAGUCUUUCAAGUUUUAUUUUGUUUUAUUUCAAUGUUUAAAUUAUAAAAAUAACUAAUUUCUAAUUAUGAAUCAUGAGUUUAUCAGAAAUAACAUUGGUAUAUCUACUGUAAUUGUGAUUUGUUU
Arabidopsis lyrata subsp. lyrata is the source of this 2031-nucleotide messenger RNA. Its product is annotated as probable transcription factor At2g01370. Gene Ontology annotation, cellular component: nucleus. The transcript has a single exon. The record is from RefSeq and is a predicted model, not a curated record. NCBI's taxonomy places the organism in Eukaryota, Viridiplantae, Streptophyta, Magnoliopsida, Brassicales, Brassicaceae. Gene Ontology annotation, biological process: regulation of DNA-templated transcription. The coding region runs from base 536 to 1447 and encodes 303 amino acids.